AUGGACGUGGGCAAAGUAUUCCCCGAUGAACGGCGGGCAAACAUCAGCUCCAACUCACCGCAAACCGAGCCGGAGGAGAAACCUGCGGCGGGGCAAGAGGAGACCAAGAUCAGCGCCGCCGCCGCCGCCGCCGGAGAGGUGGAGAAACCACCCUACUCCUACGUGGCUCUCAUCGCGAUGGCCAUUCAGGAGAGCUGUGGCAAAAGGCAAACUCUGAGCGGCAUAUACGACUACAUCUCCGCCAAGUUCCCUUACUACGAGAGGAACAAGAAGGGCUGGCAGAACAGCAUCCGACACAACCUCAGCCUCAAUGAGUGCUUCGUCAAAGUGCCCCGGGAGAGUGGAGGGGACCGAAAGGGCAACUACUGGGUGCUGGACCCCGCGUUCGAGGACAUGUUCGAGAAGGGCAACUACAGGAGGCGCCGGAGAGUGAGGAGACCCUACAGACCCCCGGGUGUGCCCUAUCUAUCCGGGAACCCCGUGGAUUACCAAGAGCCAUUGUAUGUGAAGGAAAAGUGUCUCUUCGUGCAACCUGCGCCCUGGACUCGGUGCCAGUCGAGUUCACCGCAGACGCACGCUUACGCAGUUCCGCAAGUCCUCAGUGGACAUGCACGAUCCGUCUCCCCGAGUGGACUUGUUAUCAAUAACAACAACAGCAAAAGUACUAUUGGUUCGUCUAGUUUCUACUACCCUGCCCACCACUUCCACACCACCUACGGAGCCUACCACCACCACCCGUCCGUGCUGGUGCCCCACGGCGGCUAUCCGCACGGCGGAGGUGUCACCCCGCCCAUCAGCCCCAACGGCGGCGCCGUCUCUUACUCCCAAUUCUCAAAGCAAUCAGAGAUGCCCGUCGCCCACUCGUGCAUGAUAGGAGACACCAGCUGUCAGCCAGGUUCGCAGACUGGCUCUUGA
This is a messenger RNA of Lampris incognitus (smalleye Pacific opah), 915 nucleotides long. It is a transcript of the gene foxl2l, whose product is annotated as forkhead box L2-like. The coding region runs from base 1 to 915 and encodes 304 amino acids. Gene Ontology annotation, molecular function: RNA polymerase II cis-regulatory region sequence-specific DNA binding; DNA-binding transcription factor activity, RNA polymerase II-specific. Gene Ontology annotation, biological process: regulation of transcription by RNA polymerase II; cell differentiation; anatomical structure morphogenesis. Lineage: Eukaryota; Metazoa; Chordata; Actinopteri; Lampriformes; Lampridae. The transcript has a single exon. The record is from RefSeq and is a predicted model, not a curated record.